Molecule: messenger RNA, 1878 nt
Organism: Topomyia yanbarensis
Lineage: Eukaryota; Metazoa; Arthropoda; Insecta; Diptera; Culicidae
Exons: 1
Coding region: 1-1878 (625 amino acids)
Molecular function (GO): nucleic acid binding; RNA-DNA hybrid ribonuclease activity
Source: RefSeq, a predicted model, not a curated record
AUGGAGACCGGCCUAUGCCAGGGGUCAGUACUGAGCGUAACCCUAUUUCUCAUCGCUAUUGAUACGAUCACUCAGUUCUUACCAAACGGAGUAUUCUGCCUUAUCUACGCUGAUGAUGUGAUUCUAGUAGCCGAAGGGAUUGAUUACGCGCAAGUGGAAGCAAAACUUCAAAACGCUUUAGAUGCGAUCACUGAAUGGGAAACCCAAACCGGCUUUAAAAUAUCAGCCGAAAAAUGCGCUACAGUGAUCUUCAAGGCCACCAGAGCCAGAAAAAUCUCAGAAUGCAAGCUGCAAAAAAAUGGAGUGCUGAUUCCUCGAAACAGUACACAUAAGUGCCUCGGAGUAAAGUUCGACCAAAGCUUAACUUUCCAAAAACAUGUUGAGGAAAUUAGAGCAGCCUGCAAACAACGAUUACAGUUCCUCCGUUGCGUGGCCAACAGGUCCUGGGGAGGCGACAGUAAAACAAUAACAAAGCUAUACAAAGCCACUAUAUUAGAAAAAAUUCUGUACGCAGCUCCAAUCAUAGCAUCUGUCCAGGAUUCUACUCUGAGAAAACUCGAUACCCUGCACAACACCGGACUAAGAGCGAUAAGCGGAGCUUUUCAAACUAGCCCUAUCGAAAGCCUGCACGUUGCUGUUGGAAUUCCCAACCUGCGAACGUUGCUACAACAACGCACAGCAAUGUUUGCAGCAAAAAUGAAGGCGUGCGAGGACAGCAGCAACGACGAACCGUCACUCAACGAGCGAAGCAGCGAGCAAUCUAACGUGUCCGACGAAGAACUUACAACUGAUAGCAAUGGAAGUUCUGGCGAACUAUGGGGCACUCCAAAACCAAAACACGAAACAGAACUUACCGAACCAGCAAGAAUUCGCGGUAACAACAUACUGGAGGAGUUGGGGCUCAAAUUGCCUCUACUGAACAUUUUCACAGUACCAAAAUCCGCACCUUGGAAGAGAACCCGAAUCGCUGUGGAUAAAAGUCUACUUCAACCAGUCAGACAAGGAUAUUGCAGCGCGGUCAUCCAACAACUUUUUCAUAGACUCAAGUUGACUCGGUAUCGAAUCCAUCGAUUCGUAUUUACAGACGGUUCGAGAAAAGACAACAAGAGCGAGUUCAGUGUAAUCACCGACGAUGUUGUGAUAAGACGCCGAAUCGACGACAUGAGCAGCAUUUACGCUGCAGAAAGCGAGGCAGCGAUGGAAGCAUUAUCGUGGGUGGCAAACCAAGACGGAGCAGGUGCAUAUCUUAUAUGUACCGACUCACUGAGCGUAGUUACGGGGCUAGAAACACUUAAAAUUACCAGUAGAUGGAGAGAUGAUAUCGGGAUGCUAUACAAUCACUGCAAGAACACACAGAAAGAUGUCACAUUUUGCUGGGUGCCCAGUCACAUCGGCAUAGCGGGAAACGAACGGGCGGACAGAGAAGCCAAAGCAGCACUAGAAGGUAUCAUAGACACGGAAACAGCGUUGGAUUAUAAAGAAAUGCGAAGAAACAUAACAAAACGUACCGUUUGGAAAUGGCAAGAGCAAUGGCAAUCUACAACAAACAACAAAUUAUGCGAAGUGAAGAACGCGGUGACCCCAUACAUAGCAACUGGAAAAACUCGACGGGAAAAUGUGGUGCUUACCCGACUCCGGAUUGGACACACAAGCCUUACACACAAAUUCCUGCUUGAGAGAGACGAACCACCAAAAUGCCGGGUUUGCAACGAGCGUUUGACGGUGAAACACAUCAUCGCUUUCUGCCCAGGAUUGGAAGAUGAACGUAGAAGCACAGGACUACCAACGAGUAUGAGAGAAGCAUUAGCGGACGACGAUGCGUCAAUCAACAUUGUAAUUGAAUUUUUUAAAAAGACAGGAUACUUUGAAAGCAUUUAG